AUGCACAUCGCCAUUGUCACCGAGAAUUUUCUUCCAAAGGUUGAUGGCGUGACUCGUACAUUAGCACGCCUGUUGGAGCAUCUACAAGCAGGGGGUCAUCGUGUUGCAGUAUUUGGACCAGAGAGUGGAAUGGAGACUUAUGCAGGUGCUGAAUUGUAUGGGACAGCCGGGAUCCCGUUCCUUCCGUAUCCUGAACUAAAGUUGAAUUUAUGGAGACCUGAAUUUACACGAAAACUUGUUGAAUUCGAACCGCAUGUCAUUCAUCUAGUUGAUCCUGUGUGGCUGGGGGCUGCAGCUCUUGCAAUCUGCCAUACCAAACUUCAGGAUAUUCCCGUAGUGUCUUCGUACCACACAAAUCUUGCUACUUACUGUGGCCACUUUGGCCUUGGUAUUUUUACACCGUUGAUGUGGCGUUGGAAUUUGUUCUGCCAUUCCCGAUGUCGUUACACAGUCUGUCCUUCACCAUCUACAAGAGAUAUGCUGGAAUACCACGAAUUUCAAAAUGUGCGGCUCUGGCCUAGAGGCGUCGAUACCACCCUGUUUUCACCUCGACAUCGAUCUUGUUCGCUGCGUGCCGAAUGGACUGGUCAACCGGAUACCCCAAAAACGAUCCUUUUGUACGUAGGACGAUUGUCGUACGAAAAGAACAUCGGGCUGGUGGUGGAUGCUUAUAAGCAACUGGAUCAUGCACGCUGUCAUCUCGUGCUUGUUGGUCACGGUCCUGCACACAAUGAUAUCAAAGCAGAGUGCGAGCGAUUAGAGAUACCUGUUACUUUUACUGGAUACCUACAAGGCACCGAGCUUGCCACAGCAUUUUCGUCGGCAGAUCUGUUUGUGUUCCCUUCUACAACAGAGACAUUUGGUCAGGUUGUACUGGAAGCCAUGUCAUCGGGAUUACCAGUGGUGGGCCUUGUGGCAGAAGGUGUACGAGACCUUGUUGAUCACCGAAAGACCGGCUUGCUACUAGAUACCACUGGGCUGACUGUUAAAGAACAGGCAAAACACUACAAAGCCAAUAUCAUCACUCUGAUCAACGAUAUUCCGCUCCGAACUGUCAUGUCCAAUAAUGCGAUAAAAUCAGCUUCACGGUACUCUUGGUGGGAAGCUAUGGAGUGCAUGGUUCAGGUUUACAGGGAUGCGACUGAGGAAGCACGUCUGAAACACACUAUGCUCGAUAUUGAUAACCAGCAAAUCAACAAACAUUCUGUUGACGAGAGAGGCGACAGUGGUGUUGAGGAAGGGUUUUCGGAAGAAGAACUUGAUGAUCUUGAUCGUGCGGAGGCCGGAAAAUCUAAACCCAUUGAACCUUUACUUUAA
Phycomyces blakesleeanus NRRL 1555(-) is the source of this 1317-nucleotide messenger RNA. RefSeq names its product glycosyltransferase family 4 protein. The transcript has a single exon. NCBI's taxonomy places the organism in Eukaryota, Fungi, Mucoromycota, Mucoromycetes, Mucorales, Phycomycetaceae. The record is from RefSeq and is a predicted model, not a curated record. Gene Ontology annotation, molecular function: glycosyltransferase activity. Bases 1 to 1317 code for a protein of 438 amino acids.